Cicer arietinum (chickpea) is the source of this 2047-nucleotide messenger RNA. Its product is annotated as heat shock cognate 70 kDa protein-like. The record is from RefSeq and is a predicted model, not a curated record. Lineage: Eukaryota; Viridiplantae; Streptophyta; Magnoliopsida; Fabales; Fabaceae. Gene Ontology annotation, molecular function: ATP-dependent protein folding chaperone; ATP binding.
ACUUGUGUGUCUGUCUUUGGUUAUUUGAAAAGAGCUUAAUGGUUAUGCACUUAUGGUGUAAAACAUCGCCUAAUGACAACCUUUCAUCGUGCCAUAUAAUCAUAUAUUGUAACCCUUUUUUAAAAAUAACCACUACAUCCUUCAAUCUUAUUGGACAUUAGUGUAAAACUAGUUUACAUUUAUUAUGCAUUUUCUAUUUUCUCAUUUGAAAAAAUUAAGUUAUUUGAUUGGUAAGGAGAAUAAAAUUAUAAAAAAGUUUAAAUAAAUGGUAAAUUUGGAAGAGAAAAAUGUUACACCAAAAUUUUGUAUUCAGUUUGUAUAUGGGUAGUGAUUACUAUUAGUAUUAUUCUGUUCAGCUAUUAUGCUAACAAAAUUUUUUGUUGCUGCAGAUGCAAAGAGGUUGAUUGGAAGGAAAUAUAGUGAUUCUGUUAUUCAGAAUGACAUUCAGUUAUGGCCAUUUAAGGUUGUUGCUGGUACUGAUGACAAGCCAAAGAUCAUUGUGAAGUAUAAAGGUGGCGAAAAGUCCCUUUGUGCUGAGGAAAUCUCAUCUAUGAUUCUCACAAAGAUGCGCGAGAUUGCAGAGAAAUUUUUGGAGUCACCUGUCAAGAAUGCAGUUGUUACCGUGCCUGCUUAUUUCAAUGAUUCUCAAAGAAAAGCUACAAAAGAUGCUGGUGCCAUUGCUGGCCUCAAUGUAAUGCGGAUAAUCAAUGAACCUACUGCUGCUGCUCUUGCAUAUGGUCUUCAAAAGAGAGCACAUAAUGUUGGAAAAAGAAAUGUCUUCAUAUUUGAUCUUGGUGGUGGCACGUUUGAUGUGUCGCUUCUCACACUUAAGGAUGAUAGCUUUGAAGUGAAGGCCACAGCUGGAGAUACACACCUUGGAGGAGAAGACUUUGAUAACCGAAUGGUGAACCAUUCUGUAAAGGAAUUUAAGAGGAAGUACAAAGUGGACAUUAGUGGAAACCCGAGGGCCUUAAGGAGGUUGAGAACUGCUUGUGAGAAGGCUAAAAGGACACUGUCAUUCGAUACUGAGGCUAUAAUUGACAUAGAUGCUAUAUACAAGGGAAUUGACUUCCAUUUGUCAGUCACUCGGGCUAAGUUUGUUCAACUCAACAUGGAUCUCUUUGAGAAGUGUUUGGAGAUUGUCAAAAGUUGUCUUACUGAUGCUAAGAUGGACAAGAGUAGUGUUGAUGAUGUUGUCCUUGUUGGUGGUUCUUCUAGGAUUCCAAAAGUGAAGGAACUAUUGCAAGAAUUUUUCAAUGGAAAAGAUUUGUGCAUGAGCAUCAACCCAGAUGAGGCUGUUGCUUAUGGUGCUGCUGUUCAGGCUGCUUUGCUUUGUGAAGGCAUUAAGAAUGUUCCAAAUUUGGUGCUACAAGAUGUUACACCGCUGUCGCUUGGUAAGGCCACACUAGGAGAUGUCAUGAGUGUGGUGAUUCCUAGAAACACCUCCAUUCCUGUCAAGAAGACAAGAGAAUAUGUAACAGUUAAAGAUAAUCAAUCCCAUGUCUCAAUUAAUGUUUAUGAGGGUGAAAGAUUAAAAGCCAGUGAGAACAACCUGCUUGGUUUGUUUAGUCUCUCAGUCCGUCGUGCACCUCGUGGCCUUCCUAUCAAAGUAUGCUUUACUCUAGAUGCUGAUGGUAUAUUAAACGUCUCUGCAGAAGAAGAAACUAGUGGUAAUAUGAAAGUUAUUACUAUAACGAACAAAAAUGGUAGACUGUCAGCUGCAGAAAUUGAGAGAAUGAUUCAGGAAGCUGGAAAUUUCAAGGCUGAAGACAUGAAGUUUGUGAAGAGAGUUCAAGCAAUGGAUGCUAUUGAUGAUUAUCUAUAUAACAUGGAGAAAGUAAUGAAGGAUGAUAGUGUUACUUCCAUGCUUAAUCCAGUAGACAAAAUGAUGAUCCAUUCUUCAAUGAAGAUGGGUAAAAACAUGAUUUGCAACCAGAAAUUAGAAACUUUUGUGUUUGUCGACUUUCUGAGGGAGCUUAAAAGAAUCUUUGAAUCUGCUUUGAACCGGAGAAACAUGGGUAACUGAAAGUGAUUCUGACUCUUAUUG